AUUUUUGUCGCUUCUGUUUUCCUUAAACGAACCGUCCCCUGUUAAAAGACCAACCCCUUUUCUCAGCUUGUUGGGAUAAACCCCAGAAAACCCUCAGGACAGAUUCCCCCGACCUCAUAAAAUUCAGCGCUCGCUGAAGCUCCCAGUCAUAACCUCUCCAGGCCUCCCCCCCCCGGCCUGAAUUCCUCUUUGGAGAGGUGGCUUUGUUUGUGUUGCAGGUUGGGAGGGAGUUUGUGUGUGUGUGUGUGUGUUUCGGGGCAAAGAUUAAGGUCUCGUGUGUCCAGUCUAUGAAUAGGAGUGGCCUAAACGCACAAACACUGUGCUUUCGCUGAGUUGGUUGCCGGGUAACGUAUCUAAGGCAUUGGGGUGGGGGUUGGUGAAAGAAAAGUCUGAGUUUGUGUAAAGGCGCUAUUUUUGUGGCUUCUAGUUUCUGCUGUGCGGCAUGUAAGGUUCUCAGCGUGGCGUGAUGUUGGGAGAUGUGACAUGAUAAAUCGGCAGAGAACUUGUGUCUGGGGGCCGCUACGCGAUUACGAGCCGACAGUGAAGAGUGCCUUCACACAAAUCCUGGCCAUUAGGUGACAGGUAGGCUUCGGACUCUUCCUUGCUUUUGUUUGGUGUGGGUUUCCAGUGCCGAAUCGGCCAUUAAACUAGCCUGGAUUACCCAGUUAGGUCAAAAUAGCCUCGGUGCACCUGAACACGUGACCCUUCAGGUGAGGCUUUUAUAAAUCGCCGAUGUGUUUCUCCACUGUGGCUCUCUGAAAGGGCCUCUCCUCUGGGAGCUGACUGUCUGGCCUGACGCCGCCUCCCCCGAGGAGCCGUCACGGCCUGAUCUUACGUCCUCGCUUUUCUUGGACCCUUAAGUCGGAUCCCUCUCUGCGUCUUGUCACUUUGACUGCGUCGGGAACCCUCCGAAUGCCUGUGCCUGAUUAAAUUCUGCGGCCCUGCACAGCUCACUGUUUUUUUCCAGGCACAUCAGUGUGCCGCCGUGCUAAAGCGCCAUUCCUGUCCCAUACCCGCUGGACGGCUUCACACUGCCGGUGUAAAUUAUUUACGGUUCUGAACACCAGCUUACUUGACCGGAGCUGCUGGUCAACGACGCCAAUUCCGCAGAAGUUCUUGCCGAGACGGGGAAGCCGGAGACAAUGGAAAUCAUGGAGACCAGGAAGGGGGGCGAGAUGCUGGAGAGCUGGCUAAGCUUGGGGGACCUGGAGAAGAUGCAGAGCCUCUUCUCGGCAGGUGACUCGGCUGAGGCAUUGACCCUGAGGAGGGCGGAUUUUGUGGAGCAGGCCUCAUCUGCAAUUGGCCACGGCUCCCCGGAGGAGUUUGGGCGGAUGUUCGACGGGGCAGAUGUGUCACGCCAGGGCCGUAUGGGCUGGCCGCAGAUGGCUUCCUUCCUGCUGCUGACACUGUCCGAGAAGGACGAGCACAGCCGUGCAGCCGUCGCCCCCUGCUGGAGGCCGCUUCGCGCCCUGCAGCUCGUGCACCGUGGGCCUGUCCAGCAGGUGGCGCACCUGGCCACCUCCAACCGGUACCUCAGCGUGAGCCAGGAGGGCACACUGGCCAUCUGGGGCGAUGAGCUCACACCGCUGAAGACUCAUCACGUGAGCACGGACUCUGUGAAGCGUGGGGACCUCUGGGUCUCAGGCAUGGCGGUACUGCAGAACGUGCAGAAGGUUGCUGUGAGCUUCACCAGCAAGGAGAUUGGCAUCUUUGACCUGCUGUCCAAACAGGAAUUCAGCUGCCAAUACAAGCUGCAGGGACUGAGACACCCUCCCAUCUGCCUGGAUUACUGGUCCAACCCUCACAACCCUGAUCAGGCCGUCCUCAGCUUUGGGGACAUGGGGGGACAGGUGAAUGCCAUCUGCUUCACAGCAGCCCACAUAUCCUUGUUUGAGAGGCCCAGCACAGGGGUUGGGCACAACUCUGAUGUCAUCAAGUGGGCGGAGUUGGUGGAGGGACAUCAUCGGUGCUGCUACACGCUUCAGCACCACGCUCACGGGAAUGACUGGGUCCGGCGAGUGAAGUUCCUGGGGAGCCUGGAGGCCUUCGUGUCCUGCAGCAUUGGCAGGGAGAGCAGCGUGGUGGUGGCCUGGAGGGAGAAGGAGGCCACACCCCUCAGGGUGACCUCCGGCCACGUCGGGGGUGGAGUCAAUGACCUGGACUUCCAUGCCGGGCUCAGCCUCCUAGCCACGGCCGGUGUGGACGGGAAGGUGUGUCUCUGGAACCCCCACAUGAUGUCCAAGCCUGUGGGCGUCCUGCAGGGCCACACGACCAGUGUGAUGACGGUGAGCUUCCUCCCAGACAGGAAGCUGCUGCUCAGUUUCUCCAAAGACAAGGUGUUGCGGAUCUGGGAUGUGCACCAUCAGCUCUGCGUCCAGCGCCUGACCGGGAUCUUCCCUAAGACCCAGGAGUUCCGUACGCUGCUCGUCUACCACGAGGAGCGCGGGCGACUCUUCCUCACCUUCAACAACCUGCUGACCCUGCUGGAAGCAAAGAAGGAUGAGAGUCGUGUGUGGACCAGCCACGAGCAUGAGGUCACCUGUGUCCUCUACAACUCCUACUUGAAACAGGUGAUCAGCAGUGAUGCUGGAUCUACUGUAAUCUUCUGGCUCGUGGACACUGGCCACAAGGUCAAAAAGUUCACACAGUGCCAUGGAAAGGCUGAGAUCUCCACCAUGGCACUGGACGGCACCCAGACCCGUCUAUUCACCGGCGGCAAAGACGGCAUGGUCAAGGUGUGGGAUUUGAAUGGACACUGUCACCACAAGCUGGAAGUGACACGGGGCCAAGCUGUUGGGAUUUCUCGCAUUCUGGUGCUGAAGAGGUCGGUCCUGGUGUUGGGCUGGGACAGGAUGUUCGCGGUGUUCAGGCAGAGCAUGUUCUCCAAGUUUCAUGUGCAGCCUUCUGAGUGGAAAGGGGGAGUCCAGCACCAAGAUGAUGUCAUCUCCGCUGCCUUUUCGCCCCCCCAGACUCUGGUGACAGGGAGCUGUGAUGGGGCCAUCGUGGUGUGGAACAGCAGCACGGAAUAUGCCCUCCGCAAGUUGGGCCCAGACAUCCUAUCUGAACCUCAGAGCCGCUCUGAUGAGGAGCUGCUGAAACAGCACAUGGCAUCCGUCCCUACAUGUGACACCUCCAUGGUCUGUGAAGUGCCACUGCUCUCUGCUGCCCCUGGUGGAUGGGAGGACCUGGAGGGCAGUCAUGCAGUCACUAGGCUGUGUUUCCUAGAAGGGAGAAGGAGUGCUGCCACUGCAGGUGGGGCGGACCUGGUGUCAUGCGGCGGCGCAGCUCUGGUGCGGUUCUGGAAUGCGACUCGGGGCCAGCUGGUGGCCCGCUUCCUGGCCCACGCCAGCUCCAGCUCCAUCAUCAUGACGGUGGAUGGGAGUGGAGGACAGCUGAUAACAGGAGACAUGGAUGGGGAGGUGAAGGUGUGGGACAUCCAGGAUUACGGCCUGCUGCCAGCUCGGGGUGAGGUCACCCACCCCCCUAAGUUGCGGUCCUGCUUCCGGCCGCACACGGGCUGCGUGACGCAGCUGGAGACCUGCUGCUGUGAUGGCCGGGUCCUCCUGUUGUCCGCUUCUGCUGACCGGAGACUCGUACUCAGCCAGCUUGCUGGCACCAUCAUCGGGACCUUCGGACAGGAGGAGCACUGGAACAUUCUAGAAAUCCCAGACAAGCUGCCGGGUAGGUGGAAUGAGGCCCUGAGUGGUGGAGAGAAGCUCCAAUCCACCCCCCUGGACCCUGAAGACCCUUUGCGAGGGAGUCCACAGAAUCUCGAGAUGGACAAUGAAAUCCGGGAGUCAGAAAACCACAUGACAGAAAUGGACCCCCGCCAGCUGACUACCGGGACGAGCUCCAUCCUGGGGAGCAGCUACAAAGAAAGGAGGAGGCCCAUAGAAAAUGCGAGCCGGAACUAUGAGGAGACUCCAAAGUGUGGUGGCACAUUCAGCAGUUUGCACUUAUACAAGCUGGCCCCAGUGGAGGCGUUCCUGAAGCCAGACUUUGUGACCAACCCCCAGCUAUCCUUUGGGACGAAAUGGGAACACUCGUUCCAGUCACCAGGCCCCCCACCCUCCUCGGUGGACACGAAGGCCCGUUCUGAUGACAACGAGAUCCUGGAGCUGGAUGCGGGGAUGGGAAGCUCCCCCAGAACAAGGAGGAAUGGCCUUGAUAAGUAAAACUAAAGCCCCAUCUCUGCAGUGCUACAGGUUCCCCUGAAGAAGAGCACUCACACAGUGCAAAUGGAUCCAUCACCUCAACCUUCUUGCAGGGAGGAAAAGCGAGUGAAUGCGUUCGUGUUUAUCCAUGCCAUCAUGUGUCCUUUCAUCUUUAGACCGCUUUGAUUGACAGGUCAAACGGUGUAGUAACCCUUUCCAAACACUGUGAACUGCCUGUAAAUGGCAGAAAAUAAAAGAGAAAUGAAACAG
Molecule: messenger RNA, 4424 nt
Organism: Brienomyrus brachyistius
Lineage: Eukaryota; Metazoa; Chordata; Actinopteri; Osteoglossiformes; Mormyridae
Product: WD repeat-containing protein 49-like
Exons: 19
Coding region: 1143-4175 (1010 amino acids)
Molecular function (GO): protein binding
Source: RefSeq, a predicted model, not a curated record